CCAGUCUCACUACAUCUUCCACGGUUUCACCUGAACUGUUAAAAGAAGAUCUAAAACCAAUUUGAUAGCCGCUGGCCGGAAUUUCAUCUCCGGCGGGCGUUCAACUAUUUCAUUAUUUGGAUCUUCUUUUACCAUUCUCUCUCCCAAGCAAAACAGUUCAAAAUCCAACUUCAAAUUCCAAAUAUCUCCAAAAUCAACAAAAGCUCGAUCUUUCUAAUCUUAAACCCUCGAUUUCUUUUGCUGCAUCUUGUUGUAUGAAACCUGUAACGUGCAAACUAUGAUGUCUUGCUCCAACAUAUCAACAACGGUCUCCUUAAAACCUUCAAUUUGUGACCCCUCUUCAAUUUCUUCCCCAUCUCAGCUCAACCCCCAUCGCAUAUUAAAUUAUCAAACAAUUACAGAUACAAAAAGGUUUGAUUUUUAUCAUAUUUCGAGAGCGCCCCUUAUUCAAAAUGGCCUCCGUGAGCUCAGGGAGCGGAUGGAAACAGUAAAAAACACCCAAAAAGUGACAGAAGCAAUGAUGCUAGUUGCAGCUGCAAAAGUGCGGAGAGCCCAAGAAGCAGUAAUCAAUAGCAGACCAUUUGCAGAGGCCCUUGUUGAAGUCUUGUACGAUAUCAAUGAGCAGCUUCAGUUGGAUGAUAUAGAUGUUCCUUUAACAAAUAUUAGGCCAGUCAAGAAAGUUGCUCUCGUUGUGAUGACUGGAGAUAGAGGUCUUUGUGGGGGUUUCAAUAAUGUUAUGCUGAAAAAGGCUGAGGCCCGGAUUAAGGAGUUGAGGAAUCUUGGAUUGGAUUAUUAUUUGAUUAGUGUUGGGAAAAAGGGCAAUGCUUACUUUCAUAGAAGGGAUGGUUUGUUUGUGGGUAGAUUUGUCGAGAGCGGGGGAUUUCCUACUUCUAAAGAAGCUCAAGUGAUUGCUGAUGACGUUUUUUCUCUGUUUGUUAGUGAGGAAGUUGAUAAAGUUGAGCUACUGUAUACCAAAUUUGUGUCAUUGAUAAAGUCUGAUCCAGUAAUUCAUACUUUGCUUCCACUGUCUGCUAAAGGAGAGCUUUAUGAUGUAAAUGGCAAACGUGUUGGUGUAGGCAAAGAUGAGUUUUUCCGAUUGACAACAAAAGAAGGGAGAUUGACUGUGGAGAGGGAUCGCCCAAUUCGAAAAAAGAGGGAAUUUUUGCCUAAUUUGGAGUUUGAGCAAGACCCUGCUCAGAUUCUUGAUGCAUUGAUGCCACUUUAUUUAAAUAGUCAGAUUCUGAGGGCAUUGCAGGAGUCAUUUGCUAGUGAGCUAGCUGCAAGGAUGAAUGCAAUGAGCAAUGCCACUGAGAAUGCGGUGGAGUUGAAGAAGAACCUUUCCAUUACUUAUAACAGGGAAAGGCAAGCUAAGAUCACAGGGGAGAUCUUGGAAAUUGUUGCUGGAGCAGAGGCACUUAUUUAGUUUGUUUCGGUUUUGGCUAUGCAAUCUUUAAUUCAUUGUAUGAUCUCUUCUAUGAUUCUAUCCCAAGCCUCUCAAUUCCAAAACUUUUGAA
Molecule: messenger RNA, 1514 nt
Organism: Coffea eugenioides
Lineage: Eukaryota; Viridiplantae; Streptophyta; Magnoliopsida; Gentianales; Rubiaceae
Product: ATP synthase gamma chain, chloroplastic-like
Exons: 1
Coding region: 278-1423 (381 amino acids)
Biological process (GO): proton motive force-driven ATP synthesis
Cellular component (GO): chloroplast thylakoid membrane
Molecular function (GO): proton-transporting ATP synthase activity, rotational mechanism
Source: RefSeq, a predicted model, not a curated record